AUGUUUGAAAGAACCAACAACACCAGAGCCAACAAUCACUACCCCAAAACUAACCACCCCAGAGNUCCCCCAAAACCAACAACACAGGAACCAAUAACCACCCAAGAACCAACCACUACCACACUAGUCCCAACAACCACAACUAUCCUUUCCACAACACAAAUCCCUACCACAAUAGAAAACCCCACUACAACAGAAAAACCCUCCACAACAGAGAAGUCUACCAUGAAACCAGCAAAUAAAUGUACAUUUUACGGCUGUCGGGACCUAGAUUAUGUUUGUGGAACUGAUGGAAAUAGCUAUAUCUGUGCUAACUACCUGGUUUAUGUGAGUUGUUUAGAAGGUAGUGCUGUCACUGUUGCUCACGAUGGUCGCUGUGCAAGAAGGACAACGACCGCACCAACUACUACAGCCAAACUCUGUCCCAGGGCUCGUUGUCCAGAUGGCUCUACUAAAGUGUGUGGUACUGAUGGAAAAACUUACAAGUGUAAAGAAAAGAUAGAAUACACAAACUGUGUAAAUUAUACUGCUGUGGGUGUGGCCCAUCAAGGCCGAUGCUGCCCCUCCCCUGAUUGUGCUGUCAGUGAUCCGGCUGUCUGUGGCUCUGAUGGAAAGAUAUACCAGUGUUUGUCUAACUUUAAGCACCAGAAGUGUCGUAACAAGACAAGUGUGUAUGUAGCCAGCAUGCAAAGAUGUCUGACAACCACUGUGUCUCCACUGGCAAUGAGCACACCAUCUGUGGCCUUUCCUUGCAGUGCUCGCUGCUCCUUGUCUCCCAGAGAGCACUGUGAUAACAGAGGAAAAAUCUAUGGCAGUCAAUGUGCUCUGCACUGGGAGAUCUGUCGCUAUCAGAGUCAGGGGCUCACACCUCCUCGUGAGGUAGAGUGCAAUGGAAGUCCUGUUGUGGGAUAAUAUGGUCUAAAACACUGCCAAUUCUGUUUUAUAAUCACUGCUUUGAUAUUGAAAUAAAAUUAACUGUUUAUAUGAUGAUGGUGUUCAGUUAUUAAAACAUGAGUGUUUGUUUUACACAUAAAUAGCUGCACCACAUAUGAUAUCUUUCAAGGGUGGAUUUUGUUG
Messenger RNA from Lingula anatina, 1077 nucleotides. RefSeq lists its product as uncharacterized. The record is from RefSeq and is a predicted model, not a curated record. Lineage: Eukaryota; Metazoa; Brachiopoda; Lingulata; Lingulida; Lingulidae. Gene Ontology annotation, biological process: anatomical structure development. Gene Ontology annotation, molecular function: collagen binding; protein binding; extracellular matrix binding.